AUGGCACAUGGCGAAAAUGGGGAGCAAGCUGGGACAGGGCCCAUCUGUGUUGGGCUCUAUCAGGGUUCAUUUAGGCCACAACCAACCACUGAUACAAAACGCAGUGAGGCCCAUGUCCCUCUCGUCUCCUAUACGGACGGAGAAAAAGAGAUGCGAGGAGUCGGAGGUCCACUGCUCACCAUCGGGGAUCUACUCAGCGACCUCGCCGUCGACGGCGGUGACGACCCCCUCAUCGGCGUCGGAGAUGCGUCCGCCCCCUCCUCUCCAUCGGCGGCGCAGCAAUCGAGGAAGGCCGAUCCGUCCGAUCUCAGCCGGCUCUUCGAGGAACACUACAACAAUUUGAUGAAGGCUCUACAAGAGAAGGAUCCUUCAUGGCCCUCGCUGAUGCUGAAGAAGGUGAAGGCACUGGAGGACGUCCUUGAGAGGGGUGAUCAUGCGGUGGCAGAGAUUGUAGAAGCUCUCCAGAGGUCAGGCCUCGCCAAGGAUCGUCACGGUUCCCAGUCAAAAACGGCUAGCAAGUAG
This is a messenger RNA of Miscanthus lutarioriparius, 522 nucleotides long. Lineage: Eukaryota; Viridiplantae; Streptophyta; Magnoliopsida; Poales; Poaceae. The record is from the annotation of a GenBank genome assembly.